Molecule: messenger RNA, 2163 nt
Organism: Peronospora matthiolae
Lineage: Eukaryota; Oomycota; Peronosporomycetes; Peronosporales; Peronosporaceae
Source: the annotation of a GenBank genome assembly
AUGUCGUCGGAGGCUGUGGACGAGGAGAUGGCGUUCAUCGAUGCAGCACCCGCAGACGACAUCGUAAGUGCUAGCGAUGGCUCGAGCCAAAAUGCAGAGCAAGAGGUGGAAAGCUCGCAAGGCAGCGAGAACUGUGAGCGCAAUAGGGAAGAGGAGGAUGUCCAGGUGGGAGCAGCUGAGACACCGGAGCAAGGAAACGUGGAGAAGAUUGAAUCGGUAGAGGGAUGUGAUGGAGGAGACAAUGUGAUGAGUGAGAGGAAUGAAGACGACGAUGUGGCGAUGGAGGAGGAAGCCACAGAGUCGGUCGUUGUCGUUGAAAGCGAGGAGAAAUUGUCGCCUGAAGUCGUGGAUGAGAGACUGAUCGAUGCAGAAAAAGAGGAACGAGGUGGAGAAGAGACUGCAGAUGGCGAGUUGACUGCUGAAUGUCUUGUAGCAAAUGGGACGGCUAUGGAGGAUGUUAUGGAGGUGGAAGCGAUUGUUGGGACUGUGCAGGAAGCAACAAGUGAAAGUUACGAUGCUGCUUCACCUGAAGGAGCAGGUGUAAGAACUGAAGCGAGUAGCGAUAAUGAUGUUGUGGCGGAGAAGCCUACCACUGCUGAGGUUGCUGCUGUUGCUGCGGCUGUUGAAGGUGCGGUUCCAAGAAAUGAAGCGAGUAGCGACGUGACGACGGAGCCUUCUACUACUGAUGCUGCUGCUGUUGUCGCUGAUCUUGAAGGAGCGUUUCCAAGAACGGAAGUGAGUAGCGACGUGGCAGCGAAGCCUACUACCGCUGAGGUUGCUGUUGCUGCUGUUGCUGCUUGUGAAGGGCCAAAGGCCCUUGUUACGGUGAUUGGCAGCGAUACCGCAUGUUCUGAGAAUACAGAAAGUCGAGAGCUGGAUAAUGCUGAUGUUCAGGAUUCGAGUACAAUGGCCAAGACCGAACGUGAUGAUCAAUUGCAUGCAUUGACGUCGGAUCCUGUCAAUGGUGAUGAUCAAGUAGCGGAACUAGUGGAGCCGGCUGCGAAGAAGCAGAAAGUAAACGAACCAGUUGGGACGGAUAGCGAUAUAGUCACUCUCGAUGCUUCCACGGCUACUGUCAAUGGUUGCAAUGACACUUCCCCCACUGCAGCGAUUUCCCGUGAUGACAUGGCUAAGAUGGAAGAAGACAGCGGACGACUCAAGUUUGAUGUGAUCACAAACGAUGGCACGGACGAGCACAUGAUCCAGCUUACGACGCUGAAGAACAUUUUUGCAAAGCAACUUCCCAAGAUGCCAAAAGAGUACAUCGUCCGACUGGUUUUUGAUCGGAACCACCGAUCAAUGCUCAUCCUAAAGAAUGGUACUCACGUGAUUGGCGGUAUCUGCUACAGGCCGUUCGAGAAAAAUGGGUUUGCAGAGAUCGCGUUUUGUGCGAUCAAUGCCUCGGACCAAGUAAAGGGAUAUGGUACUCGGCUGAUGAACCACCUGAAGGAGUACGUAAAGACCAAGAACAUCACGCACUUUCUGACGUACGCUGACAACUAUGCCAUCGGGUACUUCAAGAAGCAAGGUUUUACAAAGAGUGUGUCCAUGGCUCGGCCUAACUGGUACGGCUACAUCAAAGACUACGACGGCGGAACUCUAAUGGAAUGCACGAUCCACACGCAGAUCAAUUAUUUGCGAAUCACGUCGAUGAUUCACAAGCAACGCAAGGCAAUCCGAGACAAGCUCGAGGAGCGUUCUUGCUCAAAGAGGGUCUACCCUGGCCUGACCCAGUUUGCGGAGGGCAGAUUAAUGGACAUUUACAUGGUUCCUGGUGUUAAGGAAGCAGGGUGGUCGCAGGCAGUGAUCCGUAACAAUCGCAUCGGAACUCGCGACCAAGGUAGUUUAAAGUCGCAGCUCUUGCAGUUGUUGAAGGCAGUAUUCAAUCAUCGGAGCGCAUGGCCUUUUCACGAGCCAGUCGACACUGCAGUUGUAGUGGACUACCUGGACCAUAUCAAGGAGCCCGUGGACCUCCAGCUGAUCAACAAACGCAUUGAUAGUGGAUCUUACAUGUCCAAGGCUGCGUUCAAGGCAGAUCUGGACAGGAUGUGCGAGAAUUGCUUGAUCUACAACACGCCCGACACGAAUUACUACAAGGCGGCAUUAGACCUUCGAGAGUUUAUCCAUUCUCGAAUCCAGAUCAGAGACCACAAGAAGCCCUAG